Messenger RNA from Puccinia graminis f. sp. tritici CRL 75-36-700-3, 2934 nucleotides. RefSeq lists its product as uncharacterized. The record is from RefSeq and is a predicted model, not a curated record. The transcript has 10 exons. NCBI's taxonomy places the organism in Eukaryota, Fungi, Basidiomycota, Pucciniomycetes, Pucciniales, Pucciniaceae. The coding region runs from base 1 to 2934 and encodes 977 amino acids.
AUGGCUCCAACACCAGCUCGGCGAGCCCCUGCCAGAAACACUCCAGCUAGAAAUCCAAGAUCUUCACAACCUACCUCAUCCAGAUCAAUCGCACCCAAGCCUACCAGAACUAAUAGGAUCAAUCCCUUUCGACAUGAAACUCCAACGGCCCAGAUGUUACGCGAAAGAAAUCAAGCCCGAAACCAGCGGUCAUUUCAACGGAUGCAGGCCUCACAGCGUGGUGGAUUGCUAAGGCCGUCAUCCUCACGAGCUCCUCGAUCACAUCCUCAGACCCUUGAAUCCUCUGGCGAACCAAAUGGCCCAUCUCAACCAUCGGACGACCUCUGGGACCAAUUCGAUACAACAGAAUGGGAGACUUUACAAGAAUCCCCGGCUCCAGCGAUCACAUCCAUUUCCCAACGGAUUUAUGACUUCAAUGCACUUCGAAGUAGACAAAGGCUAGCCGAAAACUGGAACAGAAACAUACCUCAACUCCAUGGUGUUUACUUAUGGCUCAAAGUCAAAACUGGUAACUGGACGUUUGAUUGUGCCUUCGAUUCGUUUGAAGAUCAGGUUUGCCAAUGCAAUUCCUUUACAUACCGGACUAUAGAUCUUUUUGACCUGAUGUGGCAAAAGCGGAUCCGGCAAAAAUUUUGCAAGUGUAUCCCUGACGUUGUAAGAUUAUUAACCUUGGGUUACAUUGGAAGCUCUCCAGUUCGCCCAAGGACUGCCUUUUCAGUCCGACUCCUGCAGUUUCACAAUCUUGCGUGGCAGUGGUGCAGUGUGGCCACCCUCCCUUUCACCGAAAUGCUAUCGCGUUGGCUAGAAGAAAGGUCAGAGAAACUGCUCAAUGCCGAACGUACAAAGCGUCGCGAAUUACGGAAAUGCUUCUCGGCUGCAGUCGACAUCUUUCGCCUGAUGUUGCUCAAAACCAACGAGCUUGUUUCAACUUCGCUCCAGCUUAGUAAAACACAAAAACUUGCCCGAUCCUCUUGUCCGGCAUGCUUCGGGCCAAAUGCUCCAGAAGACACUCACCACCCAAGAACUACUGUCAAGGAUUCAUUGGUAGUAUGCCUCGAUGGCAAUUUCCAACACCGCCAUAACGCAAAGGCUGGAGGCACUGCCCCUUUGACAAUCCCUCCUAUAUUUCUGGAAACGGAGCGAGUUGAUCCUUGUUCUGAGUCGCACAAAGCUGCAAACGACAAGCGUUGCGAAACAACCUGGAAGGGUUGUGACGAUACUGGGCUAAUGGGAUGUUGUUGCCGCCAUGAUCAGAGAUGUCUUCCCCUGGCAAUAUUGAAAAAACUAUUUGAAGACAUUGAACCGAGUCGACCGGUUGGUAUACUAUAUGACAUUGGUUGCUCAUUGAAAAAGUUUCUUGACCUACGCAAUUACUUUGCAUUUCCAUCCAAGAAAGACCAGCUACAAUUUGGAACUUCCGUGUUCCAUGCAUAUGUCCAUGAAUGGAAGUGUCAGGUCAAAUUCAAUCCCCGAUACAACACUGGCUGGGGUCUUUCGGAUGGCGAGGGAUUGGAACGACUGUGGUCAUCUUUGUCCCCACUGGUACGAACACUACGAUACUCAUCCCGGAAUCAUCGGCUAGCUGCUCUGUCUCAUCGGUGUCAAUUUCAUAACUCGGAGGGGCUGAGUAGCAUGAUUCUCUGGUUGCGUAGGAAGUAUAGCGCCGCCAAAGGCCGUAGGCGUCAAGCGAAGGAAUCCCUGAACGAAUUGCUCCAAAAGCCGAAUCCAUUUUUAGAUAAUGGAGGCAACUACACACAACAAUUUUUUAUGUCGCAAUGGGAAAAUCAAGUGAAUUACUUGGAUCGGGUGACUGCAGAAGAGAUUGAACGACGAAAGAAGCUAACAAAACUCUUGGAAAAAGAGGAGGCACUGACGAAACUCCGGAACAUAUUGGAGCAGAGGGACUGGGAUAUUCAAGCCAGUGUAAUCGAUCGUAUCAUAGAAGAAAUUGGCCAUACUGAAAACUGUCAGAGAGAACUGGCUGAGGAGCUGGGAUUUCUUUAUGAGACAGAUGCUAUUGAUGUUGAGAAAGAGAAGCGGCUGUUGCUCAUCUGGAGUGCUAAAAGAGAUCUCUAUGCGAAAGCCAUCGAUAUUAUGGGUGUGCGACAACCUAUUUCUGAAUCGCAAACAUGGGGAAGAAGGGUUGGGACCAAACUGAAGGAGAAGAUUUAUGAAUCCAUCAAAAACCGCAAAGCCGCAGUCCUUCGGAUCAUUGCAAAGUACAACGAGCGAUAUCAAGCUUAUCUAAGAACAUACGAGCCGGACGUCUUGGCUGAUCCGUCAUUUGUAUCAUUGACAUGGGAUUCGUUUGUAUGUUUGACGCUGGACGACGAAUUUUGGGUCGAUGCAACUUAUUAUGGUUCACAAGCUCCUUGGGCGAUUUCGUCGGAUGUGCGCAAGGGCAUACGGGCUUGCCAUAUGGUGGACAGAACCGGGGAAGAGUUGGACAUGAUUGCCCAGGAACUGGGACGUGCGAUGACCUGGGCUGUCGAGCUUAACUCAAUGCUAGAUAACCUUGCUACUCAACUUCACAACAUCCCACCUGGAUCAAACACGAUUGUGACACCAACUCAAGUUGGGACACUGGACCAACAAACAGGUCAGCAAGUGCUCAAAUUUGAGCUUUACAUUCAGCUUGCGGAACAUCAUGAGUUGAUGCGAUCAUGGGCUAGCGAUGUCGAAUGGCUGUGGUCCAAGACCCGCGUGGCAGGCAGCUCGCACACAUGGUUUGAAACCGUGGGUCGUCUCAAGAUUAACACUGAUCCCACAACCGUUCUUGAUCCUGAGCCGGUUCCAGGUUCAGAUGAGAUGGAUGAGACCUUACAAGAACGCGCAUUCUUGGAAGAUGCUGAGGAUGGAGAAUUGGCAGAUGAUAACAAUGUGAAUGCUAUGCUGGAGAAUGAAAAUGAAGGGUGGGAAACCGAUCCAGAAUGA